CAAACCUUCCUAAUGGAUGCAGGACGUGAUAGACCUGAACUGACCAGGAGCUAUGAGGGCUCAGACCUUGACAGAGGAUUUUGUACAGAUCAGAGUCUAUCUUUAUCAGCGGUUUCAGUCGAUUUCAGCUUGAGACCAAGCAAAGGCAUUGUGUUGGAAUAUUUGGAGACCAACUCCACAGCUACACCAUGUCUGAACUACUCUACAAGUGUUUUAUCACCUUUAGUUGCCCUCAGCAAGAAUAUUCUCUCUCCAGGCAACACCCUGGCCACAGGGCUAAGCAGUCCUGUCGAGGGCAAGUCAUCCACACCUUAUGAGAGGGUGAAAUUUCAAAAGCCCAAUGUGGCAGGCUCGUUAGACCUGUCUUGUGUCGACCUGACCACCACCCAACCCUUAUGGGAAGUCUCCUUUGUCAAGCCCAUAGUGGAGAGCCCAAAGUCAUGCUUGGAAUCCACCUGGAGUCCCAUUAACCCAUCAGCUAAAGCUAUGGACAAAGACAUGCAGUAG
This is a messenger RNA of Xyrauchen texanus (razorback sucker), 507 nucleotides long. RefSeq lists its product as uncharacterized. The transcript is spliced from 2 exons. The record is from RefSeq and is a predicted model, not a curated record. NCBI's taxonomy places the organism in Eukaryota, Metazoa, Chordata, Actinopteri, Cypriniformes, Catostomidae. The annotation marks the transcript as partial.